Messenger RNA from Alligator sinensis (Chinese alligator), 1194 nucleotides. Its product is annotated as olfactory receptor 6M1-like. Gene Ontology annotation, molecular function: olfactory receptor activity; G protein-coupled receptor activity. The record is from RefSeq and is a predicted model, not a curated record. Gene Ontology annotation, biological process: G protein-coupled receptor signaling pathway. Gene Ontology annotation, cellular component: membrane. NCBI's taxonomy places the organism in Eukaryota, Metazoa, Chordata, Crocodylia, Alligatoridae.
AUGGCCUCUAUUUUCUACAGCAGUACCGUUUUCUUGUAUUGCCUGCCCAUCCGGAGAUGCUCCCCUAAAGUUCAGAAGGUAGAAGCUCUGUUAGUAGUGGUGGUCACACCAUCUUUGAACCCAUUCAUUUACAACCUAAGGAAUGAAAAGGUCAAGAAUUCCUUGAAGGACGUUGGUGAAGUAAUUAAGCAACUGUCAAAUGAUGCUAUGACAAAAAAAGAUACAGGACCUCAGACAUUGGAAUAUGCUGUAGCUAUGAAGCCGCACAACCACAGCAGUGUGGUGACCGAAUUUGUCCUCUUGAGCUUCCCCAUGCCCUGGCCAUGGGACAUCCUAUUCUUUGUGCUGCUGCUAGCCAUCUUCACAUUGACCUUGACUGGGAACCUCCUGAUCAUCAGCCUGGUGUUUAAAGAUCGUCGGCUCCGUACCCCUAUGUACUUCUUUCUCUGUAACCUGUCCAUUCUGGAGAUCCUCUUCAUUUUCUCUGUCAUCCCAAAGUUGAUGGAAAACCUGCUGUCUCUGGACAAAACCAUCACCUUCUGGGGCUGCAUCACCCAGUGCUACUUCUACUUCUUCCUGGGCAUUGCUGAAUUCUUCCUGAUUGCUGUCAUGUCCCUUGACCGCUAUGUUGCUAUCUGCCACCCUCUCCACUACCAUCUCAUCAUGAAUAAGCGUGUCUGUGCCCUCCUCGUCUUGGGAUGCUGGCUGGGUGGAUGCCUUUUCCCACUUUCCUCCAUCAUCCUGCUAAGCAGGUUGCCCUUCUGUGGCCCCAAUAUAAUAGACCAUUUCUUCUGUGACUAUGCCCCACUGGUCCGGCUCUCCUGUAUCGACACCAACCUGCUCUUGACUAUAGAGUCUGUCCUUGCCGGAGUUGUGCAGGCCAGCUCAUUAGCUUUCACACUUGGGUCUUAUGCAUACAUUAUCAGCACCAUCCUGCGCAUCCGCUCAUCCACGGGGAGACAGAAGGCUUUUUCUACCUGUGCCUCUCACAUUACUGUGGCCUCUAUUUUCUAUGGCAGUGAUUUCAUGUAUUGCCUGCCAAGCCAGGGACGCUCCCCUGAUGUGCAGAAAGCAGUGAGCAUGUUAUCAUUGGUGGUCACACCACCUCUGAAUCCCUUCAUUUACAGUCUGAGGAAUGAAAAGGUCAAAAACGCCAUGAGGGACUUUGUGAGGGGUAAAAAAAUUUCACUCUAG